This is a messenger RNA of Prunus armeniaca (apricot), 180 nucleotides long. Lineage: Eukaryota; Viridiplantae; Streptophyta; Magnoliopsida; Rosales; Rosaceae. The record is from the annotation of a GenBank genome assembly.
AUGCAUGUGGUGGCACCUAAGGGUCUAAGUGGUGGUUUAUGUAUGUUAUGGAAGGUGGCUCAUUAUGUUGUUUUGGUUAAGUAUGCGAAUUUCCUUAUUGAGGUUGGAGUUCAUGAUAUCAUGCAUAACUCUACUUGGGAGUUUUAUAUGGUGUUUGCGAGUACGAAUGAUGGGGUCUGA